AUGUCUUUACCACCAUUAUUAUCAUCUACGUCAUCAUCAUCGUUGUUUAUUACACCUUCACUUUUCUCACCAUACAAAUUAACUUCUUUUUUAUCAUCACCAAUGACAACAACACCAACAAACAUAUAUAUGAACAGAGCAGAAACUCUCUCAUCAACAUCUACUGAUUCUGUGGGGGUGAAUUCACUGUCAACAGUUGUCCCAUCACAACAGUCAUUACCUUCUCAUCCAUUGGCUUCAGUUCAUUCUAAUACUCGUUUUAAUGCUGGCAUAGUACCGGAUACUGUUGGAAUACAAGCUGGCUCAAUGUCUUUUCCAAAUCCUGAAUUGACGCCUGUAUUUUUCAAUGCUUCUAUGCAACCAAUGUCUUCAAUCCCUACUCCACUUGCUCUACUACCUAUUCUAACUGAUACUAUACCAGUGGCUGACAACUCUAUGAGAAACCAAAGUACAUCAGGAUUCUCUUCCAAUGGCCCAGCUGAUCGCUGGCAAAAUCCACAUACAAGUGAGAGUGAAAAUAAGAAUCCUAACAAGGAUCAUCGUGAGGAUGAUUACAAAGACUCCAAUUAUCAUGAAUCCAAUAAUCACCACUGUAAAACACUGCUGUCUCAUUUAUCUGAAGAAAAUGAUGAGGAAGAUAUCAAAGCGAAAAAUCAUUCUGAUGAAACAGAUUGUUUCCAAAUUUCUGAUCAACUUGAUAAACAGACAUUACCUGAGGCAUUAAGUAGUUAUGUGGCAACUAGAACAUGUGAGGAGUUAAUAGCCACUUCAGACAUCAAUUUAGAGCUUCAGAUUCCGAUAAUAUCAAGGAGUCAAAUCAAUCAUCAGAUUCAAAUGUGCAAGUACAUACUGAUUCUUCUGUACUGA
Molecule: messenger RNA, 867 nt
Organism: Heterobilharzia americana
Lineage: Eukaryota; Metazoa; Platyhelminthes; Trematoda; Strigeidida; Schistosomatidae
Source: the annotation of a GenBank genome assembly